This is a messenger RNA of Salvia hispanica, 1287 nucleotides long. RefSeq lists its product as uncharacterized. NCBI's taxonomy places the organism in Eukaryota, Viridiplantae, Streptophyta, Magnoliopsida, Lamiales, Lamiaceae. The record is from RefSeq and is a predicted model, not a curated record.
AGAGAAGAAAGAGAGUCACAGAGAGGGAGAGGGACAGAACGAGAGGGCUUGGCAUGCCAAGCGCUCUUUAACUGCAUUUCACUAAAAGAUAAAAUCAAAAAAUAAUCUCUUUUGUCAAACCACAUUCUCCUUCAUCACCCUAUCGCGUUUUCGUAUUCAAAUAGAGAAAAUGAGAAACCAGGAUCGGUCAAAUUCAGUACCUGAUAUCCCCCAAAUGAUAGACGAACAGCAACACGAUGAUUCUAGUUUAGAUGGAGCAGCAGCGCCUAUAAAGCUGUUGCUAAAGCUUAUCCAAGAUCACAAAGACGCCUGCGGGAAAGGCCACGACAGCAGGAGGAUGCUCAGGGUGGCUACCAUGGUCACAAUCUUGGACACUGUCAAGACAAGAAUCCAAAAAUGCCAGUCCUUUGGCAAUAAGACCACCAAAGCCACCCUGCGCCGCUGCAACACCGGCCUCAGCCAGCCGCCUAAGGACAAGAAGGGCAGGGUCGAGGCUGCGGGGGAUGAGAAGGAGAAGCUGAGGAGAGAGCUCACCGCGUGCACUGCUGCCAGGAAGCGGCUCGAGCUCAUGUGCUCGAGCCUGGGGAAGGAGAAGGAGAUCAUGGCUGCUGAGCUCUCUAGGAAGGCGCAUGAGUUGUCCGAGAUGGAGGAUCUCAUGCACGGCCUCAAGGCGCAGAAUGAGAAGCUGGUGAGGAAAGUGCAGGAAUGUGUGGGAGGAGAAUCGCAGGGAAGGGAGUUCGAAGAGCAGAACAAGCUCCUUAGGGAGAUGCUCGUGAGGUCGCACGAUGGGUACCAGACAAUGAAGGAGAGGCUCAAUGAGGAACGGGGGAAGAACAUGGUGCUGUGUAGCACGAUAGAUGAGAUGAGGGAGAAGAUUGAGUCGAGCUGUGGCAAUGUAAGGAGAUUACAGGAACGCACUGUUGAUGUUGAUGAAGAUAUGGAGAGUUUGGAGAAUAUGUUUGAGCGUUUCCAGACAAUGCUUGAAAAGCAUGAUAAGAUGCAACAAGGGUUCUCUACAGUUCAAGUGGCACAAGAAGAAGAUGAAGAAGGAACGAGUUAGGACAAGGAGAGGAUGGGAUGGAAUACUAUGAUGUUUCUCUUCAGUUCUCUCAGAACUUGGACUGGCUUUGUUUGAUUUUGCUAUAAAUAGCAGUGUCAUUAUGAGAUGUAAAACAGGUGGAAAAAGGUUACCUUAGAGGAGACUUCUUGAACGUAGCUUUCGCAACUAGAGAGAUACAUGGCUAAGAACCUGUAACCAAUGUGAAUAUGAUACUGCAUUUUUGGCAA